AUGAAGAAGGAAGAGCAGCGAAUCGAUGCGGAGCAUCAGGCAGCUGCCGACUUGGUUGAAACGGCGCUCCGCACGGUGGGACCCAUGGCAGUGCGGGAACUCCUGCGAAAUGAGAUCGUGGAAGGACGACAUACGGCUCCAGCGGGAGAUGGAGCAGGCAGCCGAGCAGUCAAAGGCCUAGUGCAAGAGGCGCCGGUUGGGCAGGCGGCGCCAGAUGUGCAAGCCUCGCCGAAGAUCAAGAUCAAGGACGAAGGAGUUGGGCAAAUGGCGGUCGCGAAUGGACCGCUCGGGAUGCGCGAAGUGCGGUUAGAGGAUGUCCGCGCCCUGAAGCUGCACGAGCAGGACGAUUCUGUCAUCGGCCAGUUGGAUUCGCGGCUGCAGGAAUGGGGAUGGACACCGGCGUUGUGCGAGCCAGUGGAGCGAUAUCUCACUCUGUUUUGCCGGAGUGGGUUGUUCGAGGCCCAGAUGAUGUGGCUGGUGUGUGCAUUGCAGCACAUGACGAUUUUGGAAAUUCCCUUGACGGAAUUUGUGGACUGGAAGGACAAGAUACGCGAGCGCAUCUCGGACUGA
Molecule: messenger RNA, 570 nt
Organism: Aphanomyces astaci
Lineage: Eukaryota; Oomycota; Saprolegniomycetes; Saprolegniales; Verrucalvaceae
Exons: 3
Coding region: 1-570 (189 amino acids)
Source: RefSeq, a predicted model, not a curated record